Molecule: messenger RNA, 1338 nt
Organism: Aplosporella prunicola CBS 121167
Lineage: Eukaryota; Fungi; Ascomycota; Dothideomycetes; Botryosphaeriales; Aplosporellaceae
Exons: 1
Coding region: 98-1042 (314 amino acids)
Source: RefSeq, a predicted model, not a curated record
UGUGUACACGCGCGCGUGAGUCCAUACAUAAGUAGAUUUCAUAUGACCACCUCUCUGCUUCGCCAGCUGAUCUCUCAACCCUCUUUACAUCCUCCCAAUGCCUCAACUUGCCAUAACCGGUGCCUCCGGCAAACUGGGCGGCGCCGUCCUCCACAAUCUCCUUAAAUACAACCUCCUGCCGCCAAACGAGCUUGUUGUCUCGACUUCUUCCAGUGCCGACGACCCGCUCUGGGCUCCCAUUAAAGAGAAGGGCGUCAUUGUUCGCCAGGCCAGUUACGAUGACAGCGAGUCCAUGGAGAAAGCCUUCGCCGGCUGCAAGUGCGUGCUCAUCGUAUCCACUCCCCGCAUAGAAAUGGACUUCGACGACGCGCCCUACGGCAAAGGACGCGAAGCUCACCACUUUGCCGCGAUACGUGCCGCACGCGCAGCUAACGUCCGGCACAUCUACUACACCUCUCUGGGUUUCGGACAGAACAGCAAGAGCGGCGUCAUGGUUGCUCACAACCGCACUGAGGAAUUUCUUCAGAUGCUGUCCGACACCCAUUUCACCAUCAUCCGCGAAGGUCUCUACAACGAAUCCUGGCCGCUUUACCUUGGCCACUACGAUGCCACCAAUGAGGAUGGAAGGCAGGAAGUCCUAGUUGCGGGUGAUGGCCCCAUCAGCUGGGCCGCCAUCGAUGACCUGGGGCUUGCUACGGCCUCUAUCAUUACAGAUGAACAGUCAUCCUGCUCUUCUGGCGUCACUAUUACUCUGGCGAGCACGGGGACCCACACCCUUGAGGAUAUUGCCGCCAUGGUUUCACGUGCCAAGAGUCGCAAUAUCGCGCUCAAGGUCGUGAGCAGGGAAGAGCACGAGCAGUACUACAAAGAACGUGGCAUGGAUCCGCGUUACGUGACCUGGUGGGCCAAGACCUACGCUGCACUCAAGGAAAAUGAGUGCGAAAACCAAGACCGAACUUUCGAGAGGCUCCUUGCCAAGUAUGAAAGGACGCCCAAAUCACUGGAGCAGACGAUCAAUGAGAUGGUGGGAAGCAAGAGAUAGGACACUGCAUCCGUGGGUUUGCUAUUUUCCGCCUUGCAUUUCUGUUCUGGGUUUCAGCGCUGCGGAGUCAGAUUGGCGAAUCGAGCCUUGAACAAGGCUUAAGAGUCUUGACCAUGAGAAUGAUGUAUAACAAGUUGUAUAUCGAAAUCCAGUUCGUUUUUAUUUCCAUUCCCCAGUGGUGUAUUCCAGUUGUGAUAAGUAAAUCAAUGUUAUGAAGGCAGCCUCGCCCAACCUUUCGUGUAGGCCAUUGCCAUAGCUUCAAAAACUACAUCUCAGUCUGGACUCUUGGACUGAUG